Molecule: messenger RNA, 777 nt
Organism: Schistosoma mattheei
Lineage: Eukaryota; Metazoa; Platyhelminthes; Trematoda; Strigeidida; Schistosomatidae
Source: the annotation of a GenBank genome assembly
AUGACUACAAAUGGAGUGAAAUUUAAGAAAUAUGCUGAAAAUUUAUUAUUAGCUGGAUUAAAUUCAGUGAAUAUCAGUUUAGAUAGUUUAAAAUCAGAAAGAAUUUUAAAAUUAACAGGACAAUCUACAUUUAAACAUUCAAUGGCAGCUAUAAUUAAAGCGAUUGAAGUGGGAUUUAAAAGUGUCAAGGUUAAUUGUGUAGUUAUAAAAAAUUUCAAUGAAGAUGAAUUAUGCGAUUUUGUUGAACUGACACGGUAUUUACCUAUUGAAGUACGAUUCAUUGAAUAUAUGCCAUUUUCUGGUAACAAUUGGGAACUAUCAAAAUUAUUCUCAUAUAAACAAAUGUUAAAUAUUAUACAAAAUUCUUAUCCAAAUUUAAUUUGUUUAAAUGAAAAAUCAUUUGAUGUAACAAAACUUUUUCAAGUAUCAGGAUGGUUAGGUAAGAUUGGUUUCAUCACUUCAAUGACUGAGAAUUUUUGUGCUGGAUGUUCACGUUUACGUAUUACAGCUGAUGGAAAUCUUAAAAUUUGUUUACAUGAUAAUUAUGAAGUGAGUUUAGUGGAGAUAUUACGCAAAAAAAUGAAUUCACAUAUAAUUGAUGAUUGGUUUACUGAAAAGCCUAAUUAUAAUUUAAAACAAUCUAUGCAAUUAAAUGAAAUCUAUGAUCAACUUGAUGAGAUUGUCGAUCAAGCUUUAACUAAAAAGUCUGCUAGUCACAAAGGUGCUAUUCAACUUGCAUCAAGUGUAAAUCGUUCAAUGGUUCAAAUUGGCGGUUGA